GUUCUUUGACCAACUCUAAAUUUUUUCUUCCGCUAGUGUAUGAUUUCUGCUGUUAUAGGAUGUAUUUAUGAAUUUCAGUUUUCUGUGAUUUGAUGUGUUUUUUAUUUGAAUUUAAUUAAAUAGAUCUUAGUUUAUCUUCAUGAUUGCAUUAAUUUGCAUUAUUGCAAAUGUAGUUCUAUGUAUAAUGUCUCCACAUUCUCAUCCAUGAUUUCUGUAUAACCUGUCAUACUAGAAUAAUUACUUGCUUGUAUUACAUGUGAAAUCCUGUCAUCAUCUCUGUGUUUUAUUGUUUUAGUUUCUGCUAAAAUCUUCUAGAUUUCGAUGCUUAAUUUCUGUCCACUAAUAGUUGAAGUCUGUUCUUUAAGCUCUGAGUAAUCUAGUGUCAGCAUAUGUGUCCACUAAUAGUUGAAGUCUGAGCAAUCUAGAUUUCAAUGCUUAAUUAUUUGUACUAGUUUUAGUCAGUCUCAACCAAUUGCUUUCACAUUUUUUAUGAACAAUUGCUAAGUAAAGAAUUUUUUCACUGAACUAAUUAGUAGCCCAAAAUUUUUAUUAAGCAGUACCUAAUGGAAUGAAGGGUCUGAAUUAAUUGUUUUAAAAUUAUUUCGUUAAAUGAAGGGUCUGAAUUAUGUGUUGUUACAACAUAUAAUUCUCUCUGUUUAUCUAAUUGACAUAUCAACAGUUGUUAAAUAUUAUCUGCUUAGGCUAAGACAUCUGCCAUCUUUGUUUUGGUUUGACCUUUACGUAUCAAUCAUACAGCAACCAGAGAAAGUUUCUGGCUAUAUCAUUUUUUUAGGAUAAGCAAUGCGAUAUGUUAAUUCACUGUUUGUUAUUUUACUUUGCAGGGAUAAGGUCUUCAAACAACAAAAGAUUCUUAGUGAUCUGCUUGUCUACAAGAUUGGUGGCGGACCACAGGCACCUAGAUCAGCUCUACCAGUUGGUGCAGAUCCUGUUGCCAACCCUCUGAGAUUAGUGCCUGUGAAUAUUGACCAGGAUUUGCUGCAUUCAGUUCUUGCUAUUUCUUAUGCCAAAGAACCUGAUCAACUUCCCUCAAGGAUGAAUAUGUUAGAGCUGAAGGGGAUUUGCUUGCUGAAUGUGGCAGUCACUGCAUUGUGAAACACUUUUAUUCCUUUAAAGAUGCUGACUACUUGUAUUAAUUAUGGAAUAUCUACCUAGUGGGGACAUGAUGAUAUUGCUGAUGGGAGAGGAGACCUUGACUGAAACUGUGGCUAGAUUAUACAUUGGUCUGAGUGUGCUGGCCAUAGAAUCUAUUCAUAAGCACAAUUACAUGCGUAGGUCUGUAUUUUCCUGUGGUAACACAAGAUGGUUAUAUAAUUAGAUGUUUUAAUGAGUACAUUUAUAGAUUUACAAUAUUUUGCUAGUAUUAGUUAAUUAAUUUUUUUUAAUACAAUUGUAAUAGUAACAAUUUACAAUGUGAUUCGUUGAUUUGUAAUAGUAAUAAUUUGAUAUGAU
This is a messenger RNA of Mangifera indica (mango), 1470 nucleotides long. RefSeq names its product protein CLP1 homolog. Gene Ontology annotation, molecular function: polynucleotide 5'-hydroxyl-kinase activity. The coding region runs from base 802 to 1113 and encodes 103 amino acids. The transcript has 3 exons. Gene Ontology annotation, biological process: tRNA splicing, via endonucleolytic cleavage and ligation. The record is from RefSeq and is a predicted model, not a curated record. Lineage: Eukaryota; Viridiplantae; Streptophyta; Magnoliopsida; Sapindales; Anacardiaceae. Gene Ontology annotation, cellular component: nucleus.